AUGGGCUCCUCGCAAUCGCCUGCCUCGAAAUCUAAAAAUCGCCACCAAAGGCAGCAAAAACUCAAACUAUCGCAUACUGAGGAACAAGCUGCUUUGCAGAAACAGAAGGAUGCGGGCAAGAGCGCAGCCCGGAGGUUGCGUCGCAUGGCCAGGAAUUCGGCAGAGGUGGCUCGGCGGUCGACCUAUAGCCACAGCUUAGCUCCAGAGUGCGAGAGUCAGGUCGGCCGGGUAGUCCGCCGUCUGGAGAGCCUCCUCAUCAAGACUGCCCACGCACAAGUAAAAGGCUCGGACUUAACGGGGCUCUUACCUACCCAGUGCCUCAAUGACGAGGUUAUGGACUUCUUUGGCUCACUAAUCCUGGCUCGCUCUUCCUCACGCCCUGGGAGUGGCAUAUUGAACGUUUUGGUGCUUUCGGUCUUCUUUUGGAAGGCGUUGAUCGAUGGGUCGAGCAAGGUAAAUCAAUGGACUGAUCGUGAAUCGGUCGACAUUUUCAGCAAGGACGCCAUCCUCCUUCCAGUUCACCAUGUGUCUCCUCCGCACUGGACGGCAGCGUCUAUCAACUUUCGGAAAAAGAGGGUUGAGUCAUAUGACAGCUUGGGCAAUGAUCAUCCUCAGGUUUAUGAGCUUUUGCGUGGAUACAUGGAUAAGGAACAUCUCCGGAAGAAGGGCGCACCCUUCAACUUUACGGGCUGGGUAAAUCAUACGCCAGGGUGCGAACCUUUUGCCGUAGUUAUAGAGGAAAAGGAAUACUGA
Molecule: messenger RNA, 753 nt
Organism: Mycena indigotica
Lineage: Eukaryota; Fungi; Basidiomycota; Agaricomycetes; Agaricales; Mycenaceae
Product: Cysteine proteinase
Exons: 3
Coding region: 1-753 (250 amino acids)
Biological process (GO): proteolysis
Molecular function (GO): cysteine-type peptidase activity
Source: RefSeq, a predicted model, not a curated record